Messenger RNA from Haplochromis burtoni (Burton's mouthbrooder), 801 nucleotides. Its product is annotated as putative C-type lectin domain family 20 member A. The annotation marks the transcript as partial. The transcript is spliced from 2 exons. The record is from RefSeq and is a predicted model, not a curated record. Lineage: Eukaryota; Metazoa; Chordata; Actinopteri; Cichliformes; Cichlidae.
UUAAAAAAUUGUGAAGAAAAGUAAAAAUAAAAACUCAAGUAAAGUAUAGGUGCCUUAGAAUUGUACAAAAAUAAGGUAAUUGGCUAGAUGGUUGCGAUUUUUAUUUUUUGUGAAUUUGCCUUUUCAGUGAUUUGUCUAACAGCCCAGUUUCCACAAUAAAAACUUUCAUUUCUCUCAGGAGGACUUUCCACUCUUCCUCCCCACUCCAGAGAAUACCACUUUGUGAACCAGACAAUGACCUGGACUGAAGCUCAGAGUUACUGCAGAGAACACUUCACUGACUUGGUCACCAUCUACAACAGCAACAUCAACCAACUGCUUUUCUCAAAGGGACCAAAGACCAAAACAUGGGCUUGGAUAGGGCUCUAUGAUGAUCGUUACAGCUGGAAGUGGUCCAUGGAGGGAAAACUUUUUUAUGUUGGCAGUAAAAAUGAAUUUUUGAUCUGGGCUAACAGCCAACCAGACUGUGUAUAUGCAAAGGAAUACUGUGUGGCUCUUCAGGGACAAACACAGAUGAAUGAUAGACCCUGUGGAGCUUCUUACCCUUUCCUGUGUUACAAUGCCAAAAACAAAAGUUACAUCUUAGUGAAUGAGAGCCGCUCCUGGUCAGCGGCUCAGUCGUACUGCAGGACAUACCACACAGACCUGACCAGUAUAAGAAGCAAAGAGGAGAAAUCCAACAUCACGCUCACUUUGAAUGGAUCAGGGGUUCAGUAUGUGUGGAUUGGUCUCUACAGGGAUCCCUGGUCCUUCUGGUCUGACAACACAACCUCCACAUUCACUAACUGGAUGUCUGGUCAG